Molecule: messenger RNA, 1213 nt
Organism: Panicum virgatum (switchgrass)
Lineage: Eukaryota; Viridiplantae; Streptophyta; Magnoliopsida; Poales; Poaceae
Product: circumsporozoite protein-like
Exons: 2
Coding region: 328-726 (132 amino acids)
Source: RefSeq, a predicted model, not a curated record
AGUUCCCUCCGCGGAGCAGCCGGCCCCCGCCGACCCGAAAAAAUUGGGCGGCCGUCGCCUCCCCUCCCUCCUCCAGCCCUCCAGUAUCCCAUCUCCUCCCCGCCACGCCCCAAUUCCAAUUUCCAAGCCAGCAGCAUCUCGCGAAAUUUUCCCCAGAUUCGCCUGCGCUUCGAGCUCCCUCCACCAUUUUCGUCCAAAACUCAAAUCCUCCCUCCUCGGCCGCAGCUCUCAAAUACCCAUGGCCGCUCCCCUCCCACAUCCAGCUCCAGCCUCUCCGCGCCGCCUCCGCCCCCGAUCCCGAGCGCGCCCGUUACCCGAGCCCCCGCGAUGGCCGCCGCCGGCUCCGGAGCUGACAAGGAGAACGCCGCUCCUUCGACCUCGGCCGGGCCCCGGCGGCGCGGGUACGGCGUCAGGAGCUGCGGGGUGAAGAAGCGCCCGUCCAGGCCGCGGUCGGCGGGGCGGGUGCCGCUCCGGGACAUCACCAACCUGGUGGCGGCGGCCGCGGGGCCCGAGGCGCCGCUCGCGCCCGGGCAGGACGCAGCGCCGGCCGCGCCGGAGCUGGCGAAGAAGCCCGAUGCGGCGGUGCCGGCGGUGGCCGGAGCGCCGGAGGCGCAGGACGGGGCGGCUGCUGGUGGCGCCGGGGCGAAGAAGGCGGCCGCUGGUGGCGCAGCGGUGAAGAAGGCGGCCGCUGCGCCGAGAUACUCACUCCGGAAGGGGUUCAGAUAGGCGCCGCCUGUACAGUAGAAUUCGGAGGGAUAUCACCUUAUGCAAUGACUGGAUUGGAUGAUGUGACUAAAUAAAGGUAGUAAUGCUAACUCUAAACUAGGAAUUCUUUUCACUUGGUGUACUUAGCUCAUCUCAGCCAUGAGCAUACGUGGUAAGUAGUACCCAGUGCUAAAUCUGUUCAUUUGUUGUUUUGGACAUCAAUAUCAUCUCCAAGGCACAUCCUUGUCCAUUUUUUUGUCUUAGCAAAGAGCCAAUGAUUAUUGAAUCAUAAUGGUACCAAAGUACUUCAGAUGAAACAUAUAAAUUAGAUCAUUUCUAUGUACAUCUUUAUUAGUAUUCCAAGUUCUAAAGUUUGUUUCCAAAGUGGCUGCUCGGAAUGUCUUUAACCCUAUUCAAGUUUGGUCUAUGGCAUUACACUAGAGUUUAUUUCACUUAAUAUGUCCAUGUGAUCAUAAUAGUCGAGUAAGCUGAACAGUACUUUCCAGCC